This is a messenger RNA of Nelumbo nucifera (sacred lotus), 1736 nucleotides long. RefSeq names its product L10-interacting MYB domain-containing protein-like. The record is from RefSeq and is a predicted model, not a curated record. Lineage: Eukaryota; Viridiplantae; Streptophyta; Magnoliopsida; Proteales; Nelumbonaceae.
CCAUGAUGUUUAGCUUGGGUUUAAGAAUUUUAGGGUUUUUUGAUCACAUUAUUGGUUUUAUUGUUUACUUCUUUUUUUUAACCUGAAUUUCAAUGUCGUAACCGUUUAUGUUGAUGACAUCCUUUAGAACACUAGGGCUUCAGUCACUGAUCGUGUGUGCAGCGAACAAGUUAGCAUCGAAUGUUGCCAUACGAAACUCUUUUGCUUUGCAUAAAGUUUUGAAACUUCUUCUUGAAAUGUAUAUCUGAUGAAGAGUGGACCUUUGUUCUAGAGAAGUCUAACAAUUGUUCGUAGGUUUUCAAUGGUUGAAAGUUGAAACCUCGAAGGGAGUCUUUGGCAUGAAAUGUCAAGCUGUGCUGCAUGGAGUCAGAAGGGGAUGCGAUGGUAGGAGAGAGGCGCUUAAACUCAUAAGAACCCAAUAUUCACUUUAAUGGCCCUGUGGGGUUUGUCUCUGGCUAGAAACGGCACACGGAUUUCCAAACACUCGUUGAUAGUAGAAACACUGAAACUGUGUCCAGCUAUUCAGAUUCACAAGUCAUAUAUUAUUGUUGAUGGCUGGUCGGUCCAGUAAACAACAAUCUAAGCACGAUCAGUCAAGGGCUAAAUGGACAGUUUCCCUUACCAAGAUACUUGCUGACUUAAUGGUCGAGCAGGUUCUAAAGGGGAAUAGACCAAAUAAUUCGUUUGGAAAAAAAGCAUGGAAAUGUAUAUGUGAUGACUUCCAUAAAAAAACGGGAUUGAAAUGGGAUAAGGAGCAAUUGAAGAACCGUUAUGGUGUUUUGAGGAGACAGUAUGUUACUGUCAAAUCACUUCUUGAUCAAAGUGGCUUUAGUUGGGAUGAAUCCCGAUGUGCAGUAAUAGCAAAGGAUGAAGUGUGGGAUAAAUACAUAAAGGCACACCCAGAUGCUGAGACAGUUAGAAACAAUGGUUGUCCAAUUUACAAACAGCUUUGCAUAAUAUUCUCAGAAUCUGGGGCCAAUGGGGGAUAUGAUCAGUCAAUCCAUCAGGUCGAGUUGGAUGAUGGUACUCCUAGGUUGGUGCGAGGACCAGAGGCUGCAAGCAUGUCUGUUGAUCCUGGAGCAGCAUCAUUUGCACCAGAGGAUUCUUCAUCACACUCAGAAGAGGACAUUGACAUGUCAAAUGGACGGAACAAAGGUCGAUCAGCGACACCACCUAGUACUGGUCGUCGCAAAAGAAGCCGUAAAGGAAUUGAUGAUGUUAUGUCAGAAGCGAUAUUAGAGAUGGCAGCUGCAUCAAAGUUGAGGACAGCAGCUGCAGCACAGAUUAACGAGCAAUUUUCUAUAAGCAAUUGCAUCAAAGCAUUGGAUGAGAUGCAAGGAGUUGAUGACCACAUCUACUUUGCUGCUUUAGACCUGUUCGACAGCCCCAGUGCAAGGGAAACAUUCAUCUCUCUUAAAAGUGAGAAGAGAUUGAUAUGGUUGAAGGGCAAGUGCUGCAGCAUUCCUUCCAGUUCUAUGGAACGAGGAAUUCAAUACGCCUUGUAAUUCUACACCAUUGUAUGUAAUGUACCGCCCACUAGGCUUAAUACCUGUUUGAGCCGUCUUAUUUGUUUAGUAUAGCAGCUUUUUUCUCUACAUGACAGAAGUUAUCUAUAACUGACACAUCCAAGUCCAAGGGGUUAGAUGGUGCAAAUCGGAGUUUCCCCACGAAAAACAGCUCUUGAAAUUCUGUUGUGGAAUAUUGGAAUGAAUACGAUACCGGGAUGUGGUUUUUCA